Messenger RNA from Lineus longissimus, 4598 nucleotides. RefSeq names its product hormone-sensitive lipase-like. Gene Ontology annotation, molecular function: triacylglycerol lipase activity; sterol ester esterase activity. The record is from RefSeq and is a predicted model, not a curated record. Gene Ontology annotation, biological process: cholesterol metabolic process; triglyceride catabolic process. Gene Ontology annotation, cellular component: cytosol. The transcript is spliced from 8 exons. NCBI's taxonomy places the organism in Eukaryota, Metazoa, Nemertea, Pilidiophora, Heteronemertea, Lineidae. Bases 61 to 3621 code for a protein of 1186 amino acids.
GAGGCCGAAGAAGAAAAUAAGAAUCAGCUGUCAGAAAAUGAUGAAAAAGACAGAAAAAACAUGCUUGUGGUCCUUAAAACUUUGCGAUCACAAGCUGUUGCUAACAUGGAAUACUUUCAAGUCGGGUCUGACACCACCCGUAGCCGAUUUCAUGCGAUAUUCUGCCUUUUACACGACCAUCUUGAAAGGGGUAUUGAACCGUUCGUUGAUUAUUUGUUUCGGGUAGCCAGCCAGUACGAUGCAUGUGGAGUCCGUGCGAACGGUUACCGAAGUCUCCUCAAAAUAAUUCAAAGAUGCUGCAUAACUGUGCUGCAAAUAACGCGGCAUAUUUGUGUUAACAAGGAGUCGAUGUUAUUCCGAAGCAGUCACUAUUGUCGUGAGCUCGAAGCCUAUGUCACAACUUUGGGACAGUUGAGGGCGUGUCUUGUCUACGUAGAAAAGCUUCCAGAAUGGAGUAAGAAAGGGUCGCUAUUUGCUGACGAAGACAAGCUGAUGGAUGAAACGGCAGACGAAUUGAUGAUGGAAGUCGAAUCGUUGAAUCAGGAGUGUUUCUAUGGUCGUUGUUUAGGUUUUCAGUACUGUGAAUCGCUUCAAAAGCCUUUUCGGAUGAUAGCUAUCGCCAUGGCGUCAUUCAGUGAUGGUUUCACCCAUGAUACCUCAAUGGCCAAGUUUGCCUCCUCUGUGAUGCAUAGCGGAAAGUACUUCAUGAAUCCUGAACUUAGAGCACAACAAGUCAUUGCCACGACAACCAAUGCCGACAUUGGAUUUUGCAAAGCAUUUUGGAACAUUACGGAGCAUGAUUUCUUCCAAGAUCUGCCGAGGAUGGUGUGUCCACCAGUCCACCUCAGCCAGCCAAUCAUAAUCGACCCAUAUUCAUUUGAACUACCUCGACGAGACAACAGGGGCUUUGCAACGAUUCUGCCACCCACUGCUCACCGAGGUCAAGGGCCGAUUUAUUGUCGGCUCAUAUCUCAUGAAUAUCGAGAAGGACAGGAGCAACUCUGUAAGAAGGACAUUUUUAGCCAUAAAUCUGCCCCACCGUCACCUUGUCUCGUCAUCCACUGUCAUGGCGGAGGAUUCGUUGCUCAAUCUUCAAAAUCCCAUGAGACUUACCUCAGACACUGGGCCAGAGAUUUACGUGUUCCCAUCCUGUCCAUAGAUUACUCCCUAGCGCCCGAGGAUCCCUUUCCCAGAGCUGUGGAGGAAGUGUUCUUCGUUUACGCCUGGGCACUGGACAACUGUGAUCUACUAGGAUCCACUGGUGAGCACAUCUGCAUCUGCGGCGACAGUGCCGGAGGGAAUCUUACCAUGAGCAUCUGCGUCAAGGCUAUCCAAGAAGGUAUCCGGCUCCCAGAUGGUGUCAUGGCGGCAUAUCCGGCCGUCCUUGUCCGUUUCACCCCAACUCCUUCCAGGCUACUUGCCAUUAUGGAUCCCCUGUUGCCGGUGGGGAUUCUGUCUAGGUGCUUAGCAGCUUAUGCAGGUGUAGCUGAGUCGGACAUCCCGAAAUACUUCAAUGCUGCAAAACGACGCAAUUCAUCCCACAAUGCCGUCGUUCAUCAACCCCAGAAAAGUCACAAACGCCGCCAUUCGACAAGUCUUACGAAGGGAACAAAAGGGUCGCCUGUCAAGUUCAUGGUCGGAGAAGAGGAGGAAGAGACUUCGAUUGAGGACGUUUUUUGUAUGUCAUGUCGGAGUGACAGGCCGGAUUCAACUCUUGGAAUGGUGGCUAAUUCGACUCAUGGGAUGGUAGUCGAUCAGACCUUGUCUGACCUGGCCGAUAAGCUUUGCGAGGAGGAGUUUACAGAGGAGGACGCUCCAGAUGAUUGUAAGAGUGCUGCAGAUGGUGAUACCACAGUCACAAAAGUUGUUGAUGGUGCUGCGAAGUGUGAUCCCGAUAUUGCUAGUGAUAAAUCGUCAUCGGGAGAUUCUGCGUUGCAAGGCACUGAGGGGGAAGUGGAGUCGAUUUUUUCAUCAUCCGAUACUACUAGCCAAAGUGUUGACAAAACUCGUCCGAUUUGCGAUUCAGGGAAUGUUGAGGAAGGUCAUGCAAAUAGGCUGCAGUUAGAUCUAACUCUAACAGAAGAACUGAGUCAACAAAAUCUACGUACUACCAAUGCUCCUUUAGCUCCUAACCAUCUAAGUUCUGGUCGGGAACCGGGCAUAUGGCAUAUGUCCUUUACACCAAGCACUGAUAGUCCUGAAUACUUUGACACGAUUUCCGCAAACACUUUAGAAAAUUCAAGCUCACUUUCACCCGGUAGUCUAGAGUACUUGGAUGCUACAGACGCUAAUUCAGAGACUCCACAGUUUCAUACGCCUGGGGCUGAUGCUUCCGAGGAUGGUAUAGGGUCUGGACCAAAUAUAGGGUCGUUGGCUGAUGAGUGUGGGACUGAUGAUAACUGUGAUAAAGCCGAAGGUUUAAAAUAUGAUGAUGAAAUCAACAAGGCAGAAAAAGACGUACCAGCAGUUUUUAGUGAAAAGGAAGAAAUUACUUCUAGUGGGGAAGGUGCAAUAGAAAGGUGCAAUUUGGCUGCUGGGACAACUUUGGCAGAAGAUUCGAGUAACUUGAACAUUGUCAGUGGAGGGGAUGGUGGUACGGUCACCGAGAGUUUACUUGUUGGUAGCCAGAAAGUCAGUCGGUCUGAAGUUGUAGGCGAUAGUCAUGAAGAGGGGAACGUUGACAAUGAUAAGAGUUCCAAGUCGACCUCGGAAUUACCAGAUGGUGCAUCUCUGGAUAUAACAACAUUGCCCCGCCAAGUUUCCUGUGAUGUUCCAACAACCGAACAGGAGAUUGAAGGUGUAGUGAUCGGGUGUGAGGCGGUGGAACCGGCAAGUUCUGGCGACGAACUCGAAGAAGAUAUCAAAAGUGACACCGUCGAUUCUGGGUUUUCCAACUCAGAGGAGGAGUGGGUAGUUUACGAGGAGAGUGAUAUCGCUGCAUUGCGACAAAAAUCUGAGAGUCCGGAUGGUGCUGUGGGAGGUACUAGUGCGGAAACUCAAAACAAUCAAACGAGGACUCUGGCCAGGUCUAACCAGCCAGCUGAUGACAGGGCUUGGUCUGCCUGGGUCCACUCAACAUGGUCGCUUAGCACUAAGUUCCCAGAUCAAGGAAGCCUUAAAAGUCACUUUUCAAACUUUAGAAGAUAUAUGGGAUUCUCGAAUAGGAAUAUGUACAGUCCGUUAAGGAAGAGCCCAUCGACUCCUGUGAUGCCAAGUGGAUCCACGUUCCAGCCUGAGAAGAGGAACAUCAGCAACUUUAAGAACAUCACGCAUCCUCUGCAUCAUUUCCGCUAUCUGCCGGUCACCAAGGAUCCAUUGAUGUCGCCCUUCUUGGCCAGCGAUGAAAUCUUGAAGCAAAUGCCUCCUGUCUAUCUUGUGGCCUCCCACCUUGACCCUCUCCUUGACGAUUCGGUCAUGUUUGCCAAGAAGUUAGACAGUCUCGGCAAGGAGGUACAUCUGGACGUGUUUGAGGACGUUCCGCAUGGAUUCUUAAACUUUGUUCUCCUGAGUAAGGAGGCAAAGAAGGCUGGUGAUACGUGCGUCGCAAGAAUUCGGGAAAUCCUCAUGAGAAAUAUGAAAAAUUCUACGCCAAAGUUGAGGAAGUUGUCAGAAUCGAGAUAGAAACGAAAUUUCAACUAACGACCUGCCUAAUCUUUUUGACUGGGGAAAUUGGUGGUAGGGACAUUCAUGCGGACAUUACAUAACAAACUAACAUUCAGUGACAAAUUUUGGAAUCUUCAUGAAAGAGGAAGUAAAUCAAAAUUUGUCUAUUAUCAUAAACGAGCAUCCUCUCACAGCAGGCUUUUGGGUCAUUCCUAAAAUACACUUAUUAUACACUCUGAUAAUGAGUGUGAGUGUAUUGAGGAUUGUUCCACAGGCCUGCUAUGGGAGGAUGGGUUGCUGAAUGACCUCCCUGUCUCAACUCGCUGAAGAAAUAUUUUAAUGUUACUUAUUAUUGAUGUUAUUGUUGUUACCGAGUUUGUAUAAUUCAGUCAUUUAGCCAGAGGUGCUACGAAGUCCUAGGUUUAUCGGAGUCAAAUGUGCAUUUUUAUAUCUGUGUAUAUAUGCUGGUGUAUGUAAAUAUAUAGACAACUCCUGAAAUGUUAGGAGGAUGUGGACCGUCCAAUGUGGAUAUGGAGUAUAUAUUUAUGUAGUCUGAUCGUACAACUAUCCUAUAUUUUAUAGGAGCACGUACGGACUUCUCUUCACUACAGGCUGUGUCCUAAUUGAUAGGCCUGGCACAGGCUGUCCACAUAACUUAUUUAACUUCCACAUAACUUAUUUAAUUCACAUGGUGAACUUAUUUUCUGUACUCUGCCUGUAAAUUGGAUAUAGGCCUAUUUAUUAGGCUGGCUGUAAAAUUCUCAGAACUUCACCAACGGACUGGGCCUAUAAGGAAUGUAUGCAUGCCUGAAUAAUAUGUACCCACAUGUAGUCACUUGCACUGCAUUUAUAUAAGGAUUUAGAUUAUGUGCUGUAGAACCCUAAUACAAUGAACACUGCUAUAAAAAGUGAUAAGCUGGCAUAGCCUCAGUUAGUAUGUUAGUGUGCCGAAUUGUUAACGAAUUCUUACACGCCGUUUAUUUUACCAGAAUAAA